AUGACUACCGUGUACACCCACUUGCAGCAGCAGGAGGAACUGGCGGCACUCUUCCACCGCAACCUCACGUUGGGCCCUGUUUCUCAGCCCAUGCCCGCUCCUGAACCCGCACCAGCCCCGGUGGAAGAACCUGAGAAGGAGCACAAGAUCGUCUACAUCUCACAGCAUUACACCCACUCAGCCCACGUCGCGAAGCCGGAUACCCAGCAGCAACAUCAACAGCCGCCUCGUCCCGCAUCAGAGCCGCCCCAAAGUGAGUAUGCCGCCGUGGAGCAGGUACUCCGCGAACACAGCGUCGACACCUCCGGUCUCUCCGCCGCCCAACUUGAGCUGUUCAAGACCGUCGACACACCCGAAAAGCUACGCCUAAUGGAGCUCUGGCGGGCCUGCCCACCACGCAAUAGCACGGAUAACCCGACCCUGACAUGGAGCAUGACAUCCGUGGAACAGGAAGAGACCCUCGCCCGGCUACGCUUCGAACAACAACAGCAAGACCUGAUCGACCAGCAGCUCCAACAAGAAUUCGGCAUGAUGCAGGACGAACCAGAACCAGAACCCGAGACAGUCAUGUCGCUGGAUGGCACGCCGCUGACACCGAUCCAAGCGGGCGAUGGACGGUGGAUCUCGAUCGCCUCGCCGAGCAGCACACCAUACCAGCCACCAACCCAUCACCAGGAUGCAGACAUGGAGCCGUACAUGGCGUCGGGAUAUGAGGAGAUGGCUCGCCGUGAGUACGAAGACUCCGUGCGCCGGGCGUAUGCUGAGGCUGCGGCCAUACCGCCGUUCAACAAGCAGAUGACCAUCUCCGCUGGGUGUUUCACCCGGACUUUUAACUCGUCCCACGCCGACCCUGUGUACAAGACGACAAAUGUUGGGGCGGGUAUGGAUUGGGGGAGGCAGGCGGCGAUGGAGGAUCAGUACGGGAGAGCGAUGGCAAUGAGGGAAGAUGAGGAGAUGCUUUGA
Dichotomopilus funicola is the source of this 963-nucleotide messenger RNA. RefSeq lists its product as uncharacterized. Lineage: Eukaryota; Fungi; Ascomycota; Sordariomycetes; Sordariales; Chaetomiaceae. The record is from RefSeq and is a predicted model, not a curated record. Bases 1 to 963 code for a protein of 320 amino acids. The transcript is spliced from 2 exons.